GAAGCCGCCCUUGAAGAAAAAGAAGUCUAGCAGCAACUCGAGCAGCAGCGGCAAGUCCAGUAAACAGGGCUCGAAACAGAUUGCGGCAGGGUCAACCAUCACCGGCUCUGGCAGCACAAGUGGCAGCAGCAGCACUAGUGGCCAGGCUACUACCAGCACGAGCAACAUCGUCACCAGCAACAGCAGCAACAAUAGCAUCAGCAAUGUAACAAAUAGUGGGGCUAUGGUACGCAAGCUUGCAGGAAGCAACGUACCCUCUGGGUCUUCACCUGCACAGCUGCCCACCCGAAGGCCUGGCAUGGGAGGCAGCACUGGGGUAGCCCACACUAGUGACGGGCAGCUCAGCAGGGAGGAGGUGGAGCGUCGUCUAGCAGCGCGGCAGCCCAUGAACGACUUCACGACCACUGUCUCUUUGACCUUGCCCAACCAGCUGUUUUCCGACAACAUUAUGGAAGGAGACUUCAUGGAGGAGGAAGUUGAGACGUCCCCAAGCUACAUUGAAGAAGAUGUCACUGUGGAUUAUGACUGAUGUUAAAGUGUAUAAUUGAGGAAUGCACCAAAACAUACAAUAAAAUGUUGUGACUGGUGUGCAGCAUAUACAAAUAGGCAUAUGUGAAGUUGUAUGAUAGAAGAUAUUAAGGUAUAAGUAUUAUACAAAACAGUACUGCCCUGGUGGAGUUGUUUUUCUUUCUUUCUUUUUUAUUCAUAAACAUGUUUCUUUUGUCUUCCUCUUUCCCUUGUUUCAUUUUGUCCAUUUCUGUAUAUUGUAUGAUUAAAUGGAAGACAGCUUACAA
Messenger RNA from Penaeus indicus, 794 nucleotides. RefSeq lists its product as uncharacterized. Bases 224 to 529 code for a protein of 101 amino acids. The record is from RefSeq and is a predicted model, not a curated record. NCBI's taxonomy places the organism in Eukaryota, Metazoa, Arthropoda, Malacostraca, Decapoda, Penaeidae. The transcript has 4 exons.